ACGCCCCCUCUGCUGUGAGGGCGCGAGGAUCCGGGAUCGGUGUAGCUCGCGCUGCGGGUAGGAAGUUGGAGGGAAAUGGACUGAACUCUCCGCCCGUGGAGGAGCGCGCAAGUUGUCACCAGUCCGCGAGAGGAGAAUAGUUGGAAUGAGCCGGCCCAGAGAUGCCUUACGUCGACCGACAGAACCGCAUCUGUGGCUUCCUGGACAUUGAGGAGAUUGAGAACAGCGGCAAGUUCCUGCGCCGCUACUUCAUCCUGGACACAACACAGGGCAGCCUGGUAUGGUUCAUGGACAACCCGCAGAACCUGCCCAAGGGUGCGGAGAUGGUUGGGUCCCUGAAGCUCACAUACAUCUCGAAGGUGAGCGAUGCCACGAAGUUGAGGCCCAAGGCUGAGUUCUGCUUCGUCAUCAAUGCGGGGAUGAGGAAGUUCUUCCUGCAGGCUAAUGACCAACAGGAUUUGGUGGAGUGGGUGAGCGUUCUCAACAACGCCACCAAGAUCACGGUGCCGCGGUCAGGAGAAGUACCCCCGCAGAGCAGCGAAGCGGCCAUGGAGCUCCUGGGCUCCCUGAAACAGGUCUCCUACAAGACCGAGAUCGUAGGGGGUGUCCCCAUCAUCACUGCCACUCAGGAGAAAGGAGAGGGGCAGAAUGGAGCGGAGAGGGGGAUGUUGAGGAAGCCCCUAAACCAGCCCUUCUUCCUGAGUGGCCACGAACAGGACCAGGUUGUCAAGGCGGGCUACUGCGUCAAACAGGGGGCAGUGAUGAAGAACUGGAAGAGGAGGUACUUCAUGCUGGAUGAAAACGCACUGAGCUACUACAAAUCAGACCUGGAAAAGGAGCCUUUACGUGUCAUCCCAUUAAAGGAGAUUCACAAAGCCCAGGAGUGCAAGCAGAGUGAUUUAAUGAUGAGAGACAAUCUGUUUGAACUGGUCACUACCUCACGAACCUUCUUCAUCCAGUCUGACAGUCCGGAGGAGAUGCACAGCUGGAUUAAAGCUAUCUCUGGUGCCAUAGUCGCUCAGAGGGGACCUGGACGCUCCGCCGCUACGAUGCGUCAGACACGUCGUCUCUCCAUACCGUGUGUACAGAGGUACACACUCCGCUCUGAUGAGUAUAGCACAGAGGUGAGGAGCAGCAGCCGGGGGGGUCAGUCUUCUACUGCAGCCUGCAGAGCCCCCCCACCCCGCGCUCACCCCUCUCUGUCCCAGAAUGCACUGCUCCCGGGGAUGGGCCUGGCCUGGGACACCAGCGACUUCCGGGGCCUGUUGCCAGGGGCGCCCAGGAGCAGGCUGUCGCUCCAGGAGACGGGGCGGCUCUUCAAGUGAGGGCCGAGGACGCCGGGGACGGCCGCGCGGAUCUGCUGUCAUGGCAACAUAACGACCCCUCCCCACAGAGCACGGAGGAGGGGUUGUAUGUUACCGAAGUGUGACACACACACACACACACACACUAUAUAAAAUGACACAAAUACAACACACACACACACUUGCAAACAUGACAAACAUUUGACACAUGCACACAAACACAUUUAGGUGUCUUGGACACACACUGUGCAGUCCUAAACAUCCAGUCUCAUGCUGAACUCUCUCUCUCUCCCCCUCUCUCUCUCUCUCUCUCUCACACACACACACACACACACACACACACACACACACACACACACACACACACACACACACACACACACACACACACACACACACACACACACACUGACCAGUAUCCAUUCAGAACUAUAGGGGACUGAGGUCUCUGAACACUGCUCACACACACUAACCUCGUGGAGAAGUGCUUUUAUGAAACGUAAUGCUCCAAGAGUAUGUGAUUUUUUUUUUUACAGUGUGUAUGUUUCUAAUAUUGUCUAUCCACUGCUAUGUUUAUGCUUGGGGUUUAGGUGUCUUAGGGACGGAAAAACAGAUGAGUGAGUGAGUGAGUGUGUGAAAGUGAGUGAGUGAGUGAACUGUUAAACGGUUUGUAGUUUUUUUUUGUGUUCAUCCUCUUCUCCUUCCUUUUGCCUCUUGGGUGUUUAUAUCUUAGUUUGUUGUUGAUUACCUACCCAGAGUAUGUUAGUUUGGAUGAGAUUGUUGAUUACCUAUCCAGAGUAUGUUAGUUUGGAUGAGAUUGUUGAUUACCUAUCCAGAGUAUGUUAGUUUGGAUGAGAUUGUUACCCUUUGCUGAAAGACUGCUGUACAAGUUUGGUUUGAAGAGUGACCUGUAGUCCAGAGAAGGCUGCUAGAGAGGCGUAAAUGCAAAGCGCCCAGCUGGACGUGCUGCAUUGUCCAUACGGUUGGCUGGAUGACCCUCAGAUUACUGUGUUCUCCUCUGGGGGGUGUUGGCCUUCAAUAUGCAUCUUCUCUACUCUCUUGUGGCAUCUUUAAUUAGCACAACUCUUAAGUUAACACAACUCGUUAAUUAACACAACUCGUUAAUUAACGCAACUCUUUAAUUAGCACGACUCUUUCCUUUCUAGCUGCGUUAAGUGCCUGCUGCGUACCUUUGAUAGAGUGUAUACAGUGGUGGAGCAGUGGUAACGUCACCACCUGACCACAGGUCAACCUGGGGCUUGAUUCACAAGACCGUCGGAAGUCCAUAUUAGUGUGGAUGCAAGCGUCUGUUAAAUCCCAGUCAACUUUAACUUUAAAAAACGAUGGAUGUUGGUAUAGUGAACUUGGUGUGAUGUCAUUACAUUUCUGCUUUAUUUAUUCUGUGGAGUUUGAGAAUUAAACUGAUUACAACUGGC
This is a messenger RNA of Alosa sapidissima (American shad), 2740 nucleotides long. RefSeq names its product pleckstrin homology domain containing, family A (phosphoinositide binding specific) member 1b (gene plekha1b). Gene Ontology annotation, molecular function: PDZ domain binding. NCBI's taxonomy places the organism in Eukaryota, Metazoa, Chordata, Actinopteri, Clupeiformes, Clupeidae. The coding region runs from base 162 to 1325 and encodes 387 amino acids. The record is from RefSeq and is a predicted model, not a curated record. The transcript has 13 exons. Gene Ontology annotation, cellular component: membrane; cytoplasm.